AUGGCGCGUGCCCGCGGCUCCCCGUGCCCCCCGCUGCCGCCCGGUAGGAUGUCCUGGCCCCACGGGGCCCUGCUCUUCCUCUGGCUGUUCUCCCCACCCCUGGGGGCCGGCGGGGGCGGCGUGGCCUUGACCUUGGCUGCCGGAGGGGGCUCCCCGCCAGCCACCUCAUGCCCCGCAGCCUGCUCCUGCAGCAACCAGGCCAGCCGGGUGAUCUGCACGCGGAGAGAGCUGGCCGAGGUCCCCGCCAGCAUCCCUGUCAACACGCGGUACCUGAAUCUGCAGGAGAACGGCAUCCAGGUGAUCCGGACGGACACGUUCAAGCACCUGCGGCACCUGGAGAUCCUGCAGCUGAGCAAGAACCUGCUGCGCAAGAUCGAGGUGGGAGCCUUCAACGGGCUGCCCAGCCUGAACACGCUGGAGCUGUUCGACAACCGGCUGACCACGGUGCCCACGCAGGCCUUCGAGUACCUGUCCAAGCUGCGGGAGCUCUGGCUGCGCAACAACCCCAUCGAGAGCAUCCCCUCGUACGCCUUCAACCGCGUGCCCUCGCUGCGGCGCCUCGACCUGGGCGAGCUCAAGCGGCUGGAGUAUAUCUCGGAGGCGGCCUUCGAGGGCCUGGUCAACCUGCGCUACCUCAACCUGGGCAUGUGCAACCUCAAGGACAUCCCCAACCUGACGGCCCUGGUGCGCCUGGAGGAGCUGGAGCUGUCGGGCAACCGGCUGGACCUGAUCCGCCCCGGCUCCUUCCAGGGCCUCACCAGCCUGCGCAAGCUGUGGCUGAUGCACGCCCAGGUGGCCACCAUUGAGCGCAACGCCUUCGACGACCUCAAGUCUCUGGAGGAGCUCAACCUGUCCCACAACAACCUGAUGUCGCUGCCCCAUGACCUCUUCACGCCCCUGCACCGCCUGGAGCGCGUCCACCUCAACCACAACCCCUGGCACUGCAACUGCGACGUGCUCUGGCUGAGCUGGUGGCUCAAGGAGACCGUGCCCAGCAACACGACCUGCUGCGCCCGCUGCCACGCGCCCGCCGGCCUCAAGGGGCGCUACAUCGGCGAGCUGGACCAGUCGCACUUCACCUGCUACGCGCCGGUCAUCGUGGAGCCGCCCACGGACCUCAACGUCACCGAGGGCAUGGCCGCCGAGCUCAAGUGCCGCACGGGCACCUCCAUGACCUCGGUCAACUGGCUGACGCCCAACGGCACCCUCAUGACCCACGGCUCGUACCGCGUGCGCAUCUCCGUCCUGCACGACGGCACGCUCAACUUCACCAACGUCACCGUGCAGGACACCGGCCAGUACACGUGCAUGGUGACGAACUCGGCCGGCAACACCACCGCCUCGGCCACGCUCAACGUCUCGGCCGUGGACCCCGUGGCGAAGGCGUUCACGGUGCCCAUCACGGACGUGACGGAGAACGCCCUCAAGGACCUGGACGACGUCAUGAAGACCACCAAGAUCAUCAUCGGCUGCUUCGUGGCCAUCACGUUCAUGGCCGCCGUGAUGCUCGUGGCCUUCUACAAGCUGCGCAAGCAGCACCAGCUCCACAAGCACCACGGGCCCACGCGCACCGUGGAGAUCAUCAACGUGGAAGACGAGCUGCCCGCCGCCUCCGCCGUGUCCGUGGCCGCCGCCGCCGCCGUGGCCAGCGGGGGCGGCGUGGGCGGGGACAGCCACCUGGCCCUGCCCGCUCUGGAGCGCGACCACCUCAACCACCACCACUACGUGGCGGCCGCUUUCAAGGCGCACUACAGCAGCGCCCCGAGCGGCGGGGGCUGUGGGGGGAAGGGCCCGCCCGGCCUCAACUCCAUCCACGAACCUCUGCUCUUCAAGAGCGGCUCCAAGGAGAACGUGCAAGAAACGCAGAUCUGACACUGUCGCUGCCGCCGCUGUCGCCGCCGGGCGGGGCCCCGGGC
Pteropus alecto (black flying fox) is the source of this 1916-nucleotide messenger RNA. RefSeq names its product leucine rich repeat containing 4B (gene LRRC4B). The transcript has 3 exons. Gene Ontology annotation, biological process: synaptic membrane adhesion; regulation of presynapse assembly; regulation of postsynaptic density assembly. Gene Ontology annotation, molecular function: signaling receptor binding. Gene Ontology annotation, cellular component: glutamatergic synapse; postsynaptic density membrane; plasma membrane. Lineage: Eukaryota; Metazoa; Chordata; Mammalia; Chiroptera; Pteropodidae. The record is from RefSeq and is a predicted model, not a curated record. Bases 1 to 1872 code for a protein of 623 amino acids.